AUGACGCCACAAGAGCUGUGCACACAACGUUCUGGCGAUUCUGUUAGUGCGGAGAAGUCGCCGGACGCAUGCAAAACUGAUGACCGAAAAACCCCUUGGCGAUCAGUCUACGUUGCGGCGCUUUGUUCUUUCAUUCAGUCGCUACAGUAUGGCUUGUUCUUCUCAUCACUGUGGCCAUACUUGAAGAGUUUAGAUUCUACUGUGAACGAGGCAUUUUUCGGAUACGUGGUUGCAGUGUACAGCCUAGGCCAAUGCUUGGCUUCACCAAUAUUUGGUUACUGGAGUAAUCGCAUCAAACAGAUACGCUCGCCUACAAUAUUCGGACUGAAUAUGAUGCUACUUGGUAAUCUGAUCUACUUGGUUAUGGACAUUCUUCCAUCCGGUUAUCGAUACGCAAUGGCUGUUUCCAGAAUGUUGAUUGGGAUCGGAUCGAGUAACGGCGUACUGCUACGAGCAUAUGCAUCUACAGCAUCGAUAUCACCUGAUCGAUCUCGGGCUAUCGGAUGUGUGGCUGCUGGAAUAGCUGUAGGUCUAGUUAUUGGUCCAGGAUUGCAAGCGUUAUUCACCCCUCUGGGUACUGAGGGAGUUCAUGUACUGCUUGGUUGGUCGUUGACAAUGUACAAAGCACCUGCGCUAUUAGCAGCAAUUGUCAACGUUUGCGGUAUUUUGCUGAUGUUCUUUGCAUUUGACGAACAGUACGCCGGGCUCAAAGAAGACGAUGAAUCAGCUCCACUUCCACCUGCAGAUCUCAUUGCAGUGGCUAUCUGUGUCGUCACUCGUUUUACACAGCUGUCUGCGUCAGCGAACAUCGAAACGUUAGGGUCUGCCUACUCGAUGUUGAUGUUUGAUCUAUCAGCGCCAGAAGCAGUCAGUGUCAACUCCAUAUCCCAAGCGGUACAAGGCAUAGCAGCUGCUGUCAUACUUCUGCCAUUUCUUUUUUCAGACAUCGGCAAGCGUUUGAGGCAACGUACCGUGAACAUAGCAUGCAUUCUCGGCUUUCUUGCAUUCCAGUUAAUUACUUAUCCAUGGGAUUUUGGGGGUCCUCACGUAACAGCACACCGAGAAAACUCACCUGCCGGUGGUUGUGAUGCAAAUCGCUUCUCAUGGUGUUCAACUAUGCCUAGGAUUAACAUAUGGUUAUAUUAUAGCUCACUCUGUUUGAUAUUCGAAGCAACUUUUGCGUUCAGCAACGUCGUUUUACCGACGCUUUACUCGAAAAUAAUAGGGCCCCGGAGACAGGGUACUAUGCAGGGCAUUUUCCAAAUGUCUGGUUCUGUGGCACGUAUGACAAUACCUAUACUUUUGAACUUUGUAUACACGUACUCAGGACCGAAAGGAGUAUGGCAGGUGGAGAUUACACUUCUUUCGCUGACACUUGUCUUGUGGUUUAUGUUUCUGCCUCGAUUAGUUCCGUUAGAGAAACUGUCACGUCCUGAGAAAGUCGUUAUACCGAAGGAAAUUGCUUGA
Molecule: messenger RNA, 1467 nt
Organism: Necator americanus (New World hookworm)
Lineage: Eukaryota; Metazoa; Nematoda; Chromadorea; Rhabditida; Ancylostomatidae
Exons: 12
Coding region: 1-1467 (488 amino acids)
Biological process (GO): transmembrane transport
Cellular component (GO): lysosomal membrane
Molecular function (GO): transmembrane transporter activity
Source: RefSeq, a predicted model, not a curated record